UCUUUUCUUUACACGGUUAUGACUUACGAAUUGUGGUCGUUGCUAUACGUAGAAUAGCUUAUUGGUGGUCUUGAUUUGCAAAGUCAGCAUUGAUGCAGAACUUGCUUACAUCUUUACACAAUUGACUUUGGUAAGCAAUCCUUUUCUUUCAAUCAAACUCGUGGCUGCAAAAUAUUUGUAUUGUAUAGUUAUGCAUGCAUGUGUAUAUAUCAUUUUUCAAAUCUUAUCACCAUGUCACAUAUAUAUAACAAUAAGUGUAAAAUACAUAAUAUCUGAGGUAGUGCGUAAUUGCGUAUCUUUGAUCUUGUUGGUCAAACAAUAUAGUUUUAUAUAGUGAAGGUAUAUAUUACCUAAAAAAGAUAAAUAUAUAUAGCUCUGGUUUCAAUAUUCUUAAGUUUAAAAAAAAAAAAAACAUUUGAAUUGUUCAACUCCUACAUUUUAAUAAUACACUUAACUGUCGAUCAUCUACAUCAUCCUUAAGAUAAUCAUAAAUCACCGGAAUUUCGAAAUUCUUGCUAAAUCAAUAGACUCAAAGCCACUAUAAUAUAUUCUUCUAUCUAGUGACUUGAUGAGAAGUUUUUAAGUAUUAAGAAUCGAAUGAUUAAGACACAAAAGAAAACUAAUGUAUUGGGUCAAGUCAACUAUUACACCAGUAUGAAACUACAUGAAACAUUACUUAUAUUGAAUAUUUAAAACUUGCACGAAUAGAGAAAGUCAGUCAAAAAUUUGUAUUGGCCAUUGGUUUCAUACAUUGAGAAACUCUCUCUCUCUAUAUAAUGUUAAGUGUACCUUACAUAGACAAUCAAGAGACUCUAUUAAACAUAUUCUCUUCUACAUAACAUAAUCAGGAAGAAGAGUAGUAGUAGUAGUAGUAAAACCUCAUCAAUGGCGAAAAAAACAAAGUCUGUUCAUUUCUCUACCUCUUCUCCUAAAUCACUCCUUUCUUCUUUUUCUUCAUUAACUUCCCUCCCGGCUUCUCCUCUUAAUCAGACUUUUUCUCAGUCGAUGAUGGAGGAAACCGUUGAGGCCGCGGAAUCGAUCAUCAAGAAAUGGGAUCUGAACUCACCGUCCUACACAAGGAUCAUCUCUCUGUUUAGUCAUAGCAGAAAAGAGGCCAAAGAAUUCAUCAGAUGCAUCCGUGACUUACGCAGAGCCAUGCACUUUCUUAUCUCUCAGCACUCUCAAUCUGCCAAGCUAGUUCUUGCACAGCAUCUGAUGCAGAUCGGUAUGGCCAGGCUCGAGAAAGAGUUCUUCCAGAUUCUGUCUUCAAACCGAGACCAACUUGAUCCUGAAUCUGUCUCUGGUCACUCCUCAAUUUCAAGCAAUUCAGAAUUUGAAGAUGUUAUGCAAUCUGAUGAUGAUGAAGAAGAUGAGCUGAAGAAGGCUGGUGAAACGAUCACCAAGGUCGAAAAAGCUGCAGCACUUGUGAUGUCAGACCUCAAGGUCAUAGCAGAGACUAUGAUCAGCUGUGGAUAUGGUAAAGAGUGCAUAAAGAGCUAUAAGUUGAUCAGAAAGUCAAUUGUAGAUGAAGGGCUACACUUACUUGGGAUCGAAAAGUGCAAGAUCUCCCGGUUCAACAGAAUGGACUGGGGCGUGCUCGAGCAUAUGAUCAAGAACUGGAUCAAAGCUGCAAAGAUUGGAGUCAUAACACUCCUCCGCGGAGAAAAACUUCUCUGUGAUCAUGUCUUCUCUGCUUCAAGUACCAUAAGAGAGUCUUGCUUUUACGAGAUAGUGAACGAAGCAGGAAUCAAUCUUUUCAGGUUCCCAGAACUCGUUGCCAAUAAGGAGAAAAAAUCAUCGCCCGAGAGGAUCUUCAGGCUGAUGGAUCUCUAUGCAGCAAUCUCUGACCUUAGGCCAGACAUAGAGCUGAUAUUCCACUUUGAUUCAGUAGCUGCUGUAAAAACUAUAGUCAUCUCAUCGCUGAAGAAACUCAAGCAGGCAAUCCACACAAGUCUCACGGAAUAUGAGUCGACAAUACAAAAGGAUUCUUCGAAAGCACUAACUGCAGGAGGAGGGAUUCACAAGCUGACUCGAUCAACCAUGAGUUUCAUAUCAUCUCUUUCUGAAUACAGCCGUGUCUUAUCCGAGAUCCUUGCAGAACAUCCUCUUAAGAAAAACGCCCGUAUGCUAGAAUCUUAUUUCACAGCUCCAAUCUUAGAAGAUGAACACAACAACCACGCAGUCUCGGUCCAUCUAGCUUGGCUCAUCUUGGUUUUCCUAUGCAAACUAGACAUCAAAGCAGAGAGCUACAAGGAUGUUUCUCUCUCUUACCUCUUCCUAGUGAACAACAUUCAGUUUGUGGUUGAUACCGUUCGUUCAACUCACCUCAGGAACCUCCUGGGAGACGACUGGCUCACAAAGCACGAAACAAAACUCAGAAGCUACGCUGCAAACUACGAGAUCGCAGCGUGGGCCAAUGUAUACAUAUCUUUACCAGAGAAAACAAGUAGCACACUAUCACCAGAGGAAGCCAAAGCACAUUUCAAGAGAUUUCACGCGGCAUUCGAAGAAGCUUAUAUGAAACAAUCAUCAUGUGUCAUAACAGAUGCAAAGCUUAGGAACGAGCUUAAGGUUUCCAUAGCAAAGAAAAUUGUACCGGAAUACAGAGAGUUUUAUGGCAAGUACUUGCCAACGCUGAGCAAGGAGAGAAACAUAGAAAUGCUGGUGAGGUUUAAGCCUGAUAACUUGGAGAACUAUCUCUCAGAUCUGUUUCAUGGAACACCAAUACUUAGUGGUUCUUCUUCUUCUUCUUCUUCUUCUUCUUCAUCUUGUAUCUCACUUGGAUGUGUAAGAAACUAAAGUUCAGAGUUAGAGCAUUUGCUUAGUAUCUUCAUCACUUAAACUAAAUGGAUGUGAUUAUGUGAAAUAUUAAAUAUGUAAGCAGUGCCGGUCCGAGCAUUUGUGAGGCCCUA
Messenger RNA from Arabidopsis lyrata subsp. lyrata, 2912 nucleotides. RefSeq names its product exocyst complex component EXO70A1. Bases 886 to 2799 code for a protein of 637 amino acids. The transcript has a single exon. Gene Ontology annotation, biological process: exocytosis. The record is from RefSeq and is a predicted model, not a curated record. Gene Ontology annotation, molecular function: phosphatidylinositol-4,5-bisphosphate binding. Gene Ontology annotation, cellular component: exocyst. NCBI's taxonomy places the organism in Eukaryota, Viridiplantae, Streptophyta, Magnoliopsida, Brassicales, Brassicaceae.